AUGUGCUGGGUCUUGAAGCUGCUGCCCAGGGGAGUCCUGCACACUGGAAUCUUCCUGCAGCUGCUUAUGACAGUCCAGCUCCAGACCCCACCCCACCAGAACUUUUGGCUGCUACCAGACAAUGUGACGGUCAUCGAAGGAGAGGACGUUGUGUUGAAAUGUGGCGUCCAAGCCAGACAAGGGCAUGUACAGUGGGUGAAAGAUGGUUUUGUGUUGGGCCCCAACCCUGAGAUCCCAGGGUUCCCCAGAUACCGCAUGACGGGCAACCCCAAUCAAGGUGAAUUUCACCUCCACAUUUCUAAGUGUGAUAUCAGUGAUGACGCAGAGUUCGAAUGUCAAGUCAGCCGGUCAGAGACAAGCCCUGAGCUUGUCUCUCCUAGAAUCAGAGUCACUGUGCUAGUACCUCCCAAGGUGAUCCAGAUGAAUCCUGAGGCUGGGAGCUUGGUCACCUGGGUGGCUGGAGGGGAGUAUUCAGUCACCUGCACCUCCGGAAACUCUAAACCAGAGGCUGAGAUCAUUUUUCGCCAGGACAACUGGCUGGUUCCAGACAUCUUUCCCUACACAAACCCUGGAUCGUAUGAGAAAUUCGUCACCACAGAGGCCACAGUCAGGGUGACUCCCAAGCCCUCUGACAAUGGGAAACUCCUGGUCUGUGAAGUGAUCAACCCAGCCAUGAAGGAAUCUUUGAAAGCGUCUUUCACUAUGAACAUUCUGUUUCCCCCUGGCCCUCCUAUCAUUGAGUGGCCUGGCCAGCUAGAGGGGAGAGCCAAAGCUGGACAGGAUUUGGAGCUACCCUGCGUGUCGCGAGGGGGAAACCCUCUUGCUACCCUGCAGUGGCUGAAGAAUGGAAAGGUGAUCUCCACAGUUUGGGAGACUGACCACAAGCAGGCCCUGGCCCGAAGCAUCCUCCCUCUGACCAUCCAGCCAGAGGACAAUGGGGCCCAGCUCAGCUGUGAAGCUCAAAACAGUGUGUCCCCUGAGGCUCAAGAACAUGUGAUUACACUGCAUAUCUCCUUUCCCCCCAGCUCCAUCACCAUCUUGGGCUCUACAAGCCUAGAUGAGAACAAGACCGCAUCCUUCUCCUGUUUCACCAAGUCUAGUAACCCAGGAGUCCUGCUGCGCUGGUGGCUGGGCUGGCAGGAGCUCAGACCCACAGAUGUGACUGUCACUGAUGGGCUGUAUGGUGGUCGAAUAACCAUGUCCAAUGUGACCCAUACCAUGCGAAGGGCAGACAAUGGGCUGAUGCUGACCUGUGAGGCCUUUAGUGAGGCUUUUGCCAAGGAGACCCUCAAGAAAUCAGUCACACUCAAUGUGAAAUAUCCUAUCCAAAGACUCUGGAUUGAGAGUUUCCCGAAGGGGGAAAAUUUUCGAGCUGGAAACCAGGUUCGGCUCCUGUGUCUGGCCAUUGGGGGCAACCCAGAGCCCUCCCUCUCCUGGUGCAAGGAUAAGAAGCCUGUGGUGGAGACCAAGUCAGGAAUGGAGCAGAGGUCGAGGAGUGCCGUGGAAAAGUCAGGGAACACCUUCUCCAGAGAGCUGAUCCUAAAGUUGGACCCCAGUGACAACCAGGCCGUUUACACCUGCAAGACCACUUCCAACUGCAAGGCCACCAACGACCAAGCCUCAGCCUCCACUAAGUUCCAUGUGCAGUUCCCUUCCAUCAAUGUGACUAUUACAGCCAAUGCCUCCAUUCUGCGCCCUGGGGACUCUGUGAACCUCACUUGUGUUAGCCUCAGCAGUAACCCCCCAGCCAACCUGUCUUGGGAAAAGGAAGGGGACAGGCUCCAAGGAAUGACCUUCAGGUACAGGCCAUCCCGGUUCAGGGGCUCAGAGGCAGCGGGGAGCAUAUGGCUUCAUGUGUCUUCCCAGGACCAUGGGAACCGCGUAACAUGCAGGGCUAACAGCCCUGAGCUUCAAGAGACCGUGAGCGCCUUCUAUCAGCUCCACGUCCUUUACCCUCCCAAAUUCCUGGAAGAUCAGGUCCUCAAAGUGGAAGCCCAGGAACAUGGGGGAGCAUUGCUCCCCAUCUCUGUGUCUGCUAACCCAGCUCCUGAAUUCUUCAAUUGGAGUUUCCAGGGAAGCAAACUGAGUCCAGAUGGGGGUCCCAGACACCGGAUCCUCCCCGGAGGAGCCCUGAAACUAUGGAACUUGACAAGGGGAGAUAGUGGGGAGUACCGGCUGCUGUGCCAGAACGCAGAGGGCAUCACUGAGGCCGUGGUCAGGCUGGACGUCCACUAUGCCCCCACCAUCCGGACCAUCCCCGAUAUCACAGAGGUGGAUGUAGGUGGAUCGGCAGAGAUCCUCUGCGUUGUCGAUGCCAGCCCUGUCCUUCCCGGCAUGUUUCGGUGGGAGAGGCUGGGAGAAGAAGAACAAGACUUGGAGGACAUGGAACAGACAUCACAGGGAUUGACAGGACGUUUACAGAUCCCCAAGGCUACUUUGGAGCAGGCUGGGCCAUACCAAUGCAUUGUGGACAAUGGGAUACCUCCCCCUGCCCGCAGGCUCUCAAGGCUUAUUGUGAGAUUUGCUCCUAAGGUUGAAUACCCUCAGCCCCUCACCAAGGUGGCUGCCGCUGGGGACAGGUCCAGCUCAGCCACAUUACACUGCCGGGCACGAGGUGUCCCCAAUGUUGCCUUCACCUGGGCCAAGAAUGGGGUUCCCCUGGACCUCCAAGACCCCAGAUACACAGAACAUACCUAUCACGAGGGAUCAGUUCAUAGCAGCGUCCUCACCAUUGCCAACAUCACAGCUGCCCAAGACUAUGCCCUCUUCACUUGCACAGCCACCAACAACCUGGGCACUGACCACACCGACAUCCAGAUCGUCAGCAUUAGUCGCCCGGACCCUCCAGCAGGCUUAAGGGUCAUGAAUAUCACCCACCACUCUGUGGGCUUGGAAUGGAAAGCAGGCUUUGAUGGGGGCCUGGAGCAGAGAUUCCGUGUCAGGUAUGAGGCGCCUGAGGCACCAGGGUACCUGUACGUGGAUGUCUUCCCACCUCAAGCCACUUCCUUCACUGUGGAUGGUCUUCGGCCUUUCACCCUGUAUCAUUUCUCUCUGCUGGCCACUAAUGCCCUGGGGGACAGUGACCUUGCUGAUCGGGGAGCACGGAUCCCAGUCACCACCAUAGGUGUUGAAGACUCAUCUGAAAAGACAGAGGACCAGUUCCCUAUACAACGUGAAUUCCCUCGGUGGCUCCUGCUCCCCGUUCUCUUUGCCCUAGGGCUUCUGCUCCUCCUCUCCAAUGCGUCCUGCAUAGGGUACGUCCUCUGGAGGCAGAGACAUCGUGGGAAUCCCUCAGAGGGAGCCAAAGAGGAAAAGACGGAAGAAGGGUCAGAGACUCGAGCUGGGAACGAAUACGAAGAGAGCAGAUGGAGCGGCGGAUACACCCCGAGCACUACGGAGAGCUCAGCAGAGAUGGACCCCUAUUACCAUUCCAUGAAGGACUUCAGCCCCCAGCUUCCACCAACACUUGAAGAGGAACCCCAAUAUCAAAGUUUCUGGGGUCAUGAAUAUGAAGAGGUGGCAGGUCCUGGUCCCAUUUAUGAUGAAGUUGAAAGGCUGUACCCCCUUUCUGGUGCCUGGCAAACUCCCCACAAAGCGGCAGAAAUGGGAACUUAUCAGCAUGGAGAGUGGCCCCAUGGAACAUGUGAGGAGCCUACAAGGAUUUAUGACCUGGUGUCUGAGGACCUCCCUGGGGCAGGGCAGGACUACCUGCCCUUCCACCUCAGAGGGGAGUUGGUGUGA
Molecule: messenger RNA, 3741 nt
Organism: Trichosurus vulpecula (common brushtail)
Lineage: Eukaryota; Metazoa; Chordata; Mammalia; Diprotodontia; Phalangeridae
Gene: NPHS1
Product: NPHS1 adhesion molecule, nephrin
Exons: 29
Coding region: 1-3741 (1246 amino acids)
Biological process (GO): cell-cell adhesion
Cellular component (GO): cell-cell junction
Molecular function (GO): cell adhesion molecule binding
Source: RefSeq, a predicted model, not a curated record